GGGAAGAGCAGAACAAGAUAAAACAAAGUUUAAUUUGUGUACAUUGCACAAACUUAGUUGAGUCAAUUCGCAAAAUUAUCAUACAUUAAGCCUAACAACUCGACUUGACUAUUUAUUUAUGGCGACAACGGAAGGAGCUCUUCUUCUUCAUUUUUGUCGGUUAUACAGUGAGUGCGUAUUUGGAUCUAACAAGUGUUUUGCGCAGUUCUAAGAUUUUAUUGCUGCCGUUUGCUGUUUGGCUGCAGUAGGGCCAUCAUGCAGUGCGUUUGCUGCAAAUGUGGCAUGCGAGAUACUGAAAACAUCAACUCAACAAUAUGCCUGACCAAUUCCGGAUCCCAAGAGUACCAUUGUUUUUGUUGUGCUCAGCCUCCGCGCAAGAAAUGCAUCAAUUGUAAUAUGCGCCAUGACCUAGAGCCAAACGAAACACAUGGUCCCUGCAUUGGCGGAGCACUGCAUGUUUUUGUCUACACGGAGCCGUGGCCCCCGUUUCCAAAUACCACGCCCCUGCUUCCGCUGCGUGCCAUGCCCAUUGAGGAAAGCAAUCAUAUUAAUGGACACGAGUCGCCGGUCCAGUCGAAGCAUAGACAUUGUGAUGAGGCGCCACAGCUGCACGAGAUUUUGGAGCAGAACAACAACAGUCAUUCAGAUAAUGAGACUAUAAAUCUCAUCGAUGACGAUGAGCCUGCGCAGCAACCAGUAGAAGAAGUAGAGGAAGACACUGCCGAUGUCGAUAUCAAGCCAAAAAUGAAACCGCACUGGGUAUCCAUAGCAGAUAUACAGAGAUGGACGCAUUGCUAUCGCUGUGGCCUGGUACGCAUACAGAGAAGUGGCUGGCUACGCCAUGCCCAGUUGUGUGCACAAGAUUCUAAAUACUCGUCGAGAAAGUUCUUCAUAUAUCUGCAUUCCAAGGCCUGGUGUGGCGCUCUCGUUCACGACGUCUUUUGGGAGAAGCACAGCAAUCCCGAGAAUGGCACGUGCUCCAUUUGCCGGCGAAGCCGGUGGAAUAACGUACCUUUGCCAUAUCAGCCAAAGCCACCACCCCGCAAGAACGAGGCUAUCUUGGAGAAGCGACGUCGCACUCGGAUGAAUAUGCAACGUAAGAAACGCAGGCAAACGGUUACCAACGAAACAGCUGCAUGUAAUGCACCUGAAGGCCAGCCAGUGCGAAAUGUUAACUGGAACUCGUUUCGUUAAGCGAUUGGACAGUUUAACUGCCGUUUAGCAUACCAAAUUUCCACUACGUGGAGUACUUAUUGAAACUGCUACCAAAUGUGCAUUAUACUAGCUUUGCAGCAUAUUUAAAUG
Messenger RNA from Drosophila arizonae, 1305 nucleotides. RefSeq lists its product as uncharacterized. NCBI's taxonomy places the organism in Eukaryota, Metazoa, Arthropoda, Insecta, Diptera, Drosophilidae. The record is from RefSeq and is a predicted model, not a curated record.